AGGCGCGGAGGAGGCGCGGCCGGCACGGGACGCCUGGCUGGGCCCGGCCACCGGACAGGCGCUGCUAGUUCUCACCGGCCUAUUGGCCGGCUGCUCGGAGCCCGCGGCGGUAGCGGCGGCGGCGGGGGAGGCGGGCGGCAUGCGCGUGUGAGAUGCGGCCGCGGGCAGCCGGGACGCGAACAGCGAGCGCCGCGGUAGCGGAGAAGGCAGACGCGGCCUCCUCGGCGCGGGGCGCGCGGUGCAUGAGGGCGAGCACGCGGGCGCAGGGCAGCCGCCGGCCGCGCCGCCUCUAUAAACACUUGUUUAGGACUCGUUCGCCACGCUGAGGCCUCGGCCGCGCCGCCAUGGAGGCCUCGCCUGACCCCGGGCCCCACGCUUCGGCAUCGGCCGCGGCCGCCGCGCCGCUCCGCGCCGCAGAGGUGGCGCGACUCCGCGAGGAACAGGAAAAGGUGGUCACUAACUGCCAAGAGAAAAUCCAGCACUGGAAGAAGGUAGAUAAUGACUAUGAUGCCCUGCAAGAAAGACUCAGUACUUUGCCUGAUAAGUUGUCUUAUAAUAUCAUGGUACCCCUUGGCCCCUUUGCCUUUAUGCCAGGAAAGCUUGUCCAUACCAAUGAGAUCACUGUUUUACUUGGGGACAACUGGUUUGCAAAGUGCUCAGCAAAGCAGGCUGUGGGCUUAGUUGAACACCGGAAAGAACAUGUAAGGAAAACAAUAGAUGAUUUAAAAAAAGUGAUGAAAAAUUUUGAAUCCAGAGUUGAAUUUACAGAAGAUUUGCAGAAAAUGAGUGAUGCUGCAGGUGAUAUUGUUGAUAUAAGGGAAGAAAUUAAAAGUGACUUUGAAUUUAAAGCAAAGCAUCGAAUUGCUCAUAAACCUCACUCCAAACCAAAAACUUCAGAUAUCUUUGAAGCAGACUUUGCAAAUGGUAUGAAAUCCAAGGAUUUGCUUGCUGACAGGGAACUCUGGGAACGACUUGAAGAACUAGAGAGACAAGAAGAAUUGCUGGGUGAACUUAAUACUAAAACUGAUACUGUGAUUGCAAAUGGAGAAGAUGCAACCUCUUCUGAAGAGGAAAAGGAAGAUCAGAACAUAAAUGUGAACAGGAUGCAUCAAAUAACAGACUCUGUUUUUUCUAGCAGUUGUUAUAACAAUGUUACAAAUUCAGAAAUGUUUAAUGGUCAUAUGAAUAGUCAGUUGAACUGUUCAAUCAAUGGUGCAAAUUCUUAUAGUAAUGAAGAGGAAGAAGAAGAUGAUGAUGAUGAUAAUAAUAGUGAAAGUGAUCAUGAUGCUCUAGGAAUUGAAGAUAACUCUAUUCCAACAAUAUAUUUUUCUCAUACUGUUGAACCUAAGAGGGUCCGAAUAAAUACUGGAAAAAAUACCACUUUAAAAUUCAGUGAAAAGAAAGAAGAAGCCAAACGUAAACGAAGAAAUAGUUCUGGCAGUGGCCAUUCUGCCCAGGAAUUGCCUUCAAUCAAGACACCUGCCGACAUUUACAGAGUUUUUGUUGAUCUUGUGAAUGGAGAGUACGUUCCUCGUAAGUCAAUUCUGAAGUCUCGCAGCAGAGAGAACAGCGUUUGCAGUGAUACCAGUGAAAGCAGUGCUGCAGACUUUGAUGAUAAACGGGUAGUUCUGAGGAGCAUUAGCUGUGAAGAGGCCUCUUGUAGUGACACCAGUGAAAGCAUUUUGGAAGAACAACAAAAUCAUCAAAAGAAACCCUUGCCCUUAUCAGGGUCACCUGAGGCCUUUUCUGGAACUGUGAUAGAAAAAGAAUUUUUAUCAUCCUCCUUAACACCACAUCCAGCCAUGGCUCAUCCUGUAUUGCCCACCAUCCCAGAACGAAAAGAAGUUCUGUCAGAAGUAUCAGAAGAAAAUACUAAAAGAGUUUCAAAGUUCAAAGCUACCAGAUUACAGCAGAAAAACUAGGCCCUGCUUAGGAAAUAGGACUUUAUACCCUAAAACCCAGUUUUACAUUUAAUAAAAUAUAUAGAGCAAAAUAUGUUAUAUAUAUAUAGUGUGAAAUAAAGCAUCCUGAGGUAAUAUGGCAGCAAGUUCUUUUACUCUCAUCAGCAAUGUUAAAAAAAAAAAAUCAAUGCUAAUGUUUGAAUACUUUGAUAUUCAACUUGUUUUGUUCAUUCACUGAUAUUGUCAGCACUCUCAUGUAAGUUUGCCUUAUGAUGCAAUGACAACACUUUGAAUUAUAUUUCAAAGAAUACUGUUUGUAUGCAUUGUUUUUGUGUUUUGAACUAAAUACAGGCAGUUUUGUGCCAGCUGUGGUGGUGUGCAUACCAUAUGGACCAUUUUAAAGAAUCUUAAAAUUUCAAAUGAAUUCAACAGUUACUUGCUUUAACAUUCUAAAGGCACUUUAAAAAAUCUACUCCUUGUAGGUUUUGCAGCUAAGUAGCUAUUUAGAAAUCCUCUCCCCUUUGGCUGUCAUUUUGUAGUCUCUAAGGCUGAAAACUCCAUGUACCCUAUGGGAAAGUUUCUUUGACUGGAAGAACAGUAUUUUGUAAAACUUUUUUUUUUUUUUCAAGUAAAUAUUUUAUGAAACUUGGUCUCUAAAAUGUUGUGAACUUUAUGAUUCAGUUUUGAUUAAUACAUGCUACUUGCGUUACACAAUGGAUCCUACAAUUACAUAAUUCUAUAGGCAUUCAUUCUUCUCUGUUGUGUGCAGUUUUAACUGGAAUUAUAUAUUUUAAGGAGAGAAGAAAUGGUUUUAUAGAUGCUAAGAAACAGUUUUUUUAAAUAGGAAAUUUUAUGUUUUAAUCUUCUCAACAUUUUCAUUCCCUAAGGCCUGCUUUCCUACUAGUAAAUAAUUGAAAUAACAUAUUUACUUUUAGCAAAAGCCCCUUAAAAUAAAGAGAAAUUUAUUCUAACAAUGUGAAAUUACACCGCAAAUGUUAAUCAUUAGCUUGAUGCAUGCUAAAAUGUAGCUUUUAAAAAGCAUUCAGUAUUAGUACUAAAAUAAGCCAUCAAUACCAGUCCACCCUCUAUUCAUGGCUAAAUAUUUAAAGGUUAUUUAUAGCUUACUUAAUGAAUUCUUGCUUAAACAAAGUGAAAUUAUGUCCUGGAAAAGUAGAAGCUAUUUGUAACUAGAACAGCACAACUGUAAAAGUUUUAUAAAUAUGUAUUUUGCUAAUAAGGGAGUCUGAUUUUCUACAAGUUAUUGGAUAACUCAGAACAGAGGACUGAUUUUGAAGAUUGCCUAAAAAUGUAGCUUUGUUCUUUAGUAAAUUUUGAUUAAAUGUGUAAAUGUU
Molecule: messenger RNA, 3253 nt
Organism: Erinaceus europaeus (western European hedgehog)
Lineage: Eukaryota; Metazoa; Chordata; Mammalia; Eulipotyphla; Erinaceidae
Gene: URI1
Product: URI1 prefoldin like chaperone
Exons: 11
Coding region: 345-1922 (525 amino acids)
Biological process (GO): negative regulation of phosphatase activity; negative regulation of transcription by RNA polymerase II
Molecular function (GO): transcription corepressor activity; phosphatase inhibitor activity; chromatin binding
Source: RefSeq, a predicted model, not a curated record